Ricinus communis (castor bean) is the source of this 807-nucleotide messenger RNA. RefSeq names its product coiled-coil-helix-coiled-coil-helix domain-containing protein 10, mitochondrial. Bases 132 to 566 code for a protein of 144 amino acids. The record is from RefSeq and is a predicted model, not a curated record. Gene Ontology annotation, cellular component: mitochondrion; nucleus. The transcript is spliced from 5 exons. Gene Ontology annotation, biological process: mitochondrion organization. NCBI's taxonomy places the organism in Eukaryota, Viridiplantae, Streptophyta, Magnoliopsida, Malpighiales, Euphorbiaceae.
GUCCCCUAUAAAAUGGUUGUUUUCAGGGUUUUUUGUGUAAAUCUUUAGAAAACAAACAGUAAUCUAUUUCUCUCUCUAGAACUCUCUAUCACUUAAUAUCGCCGCCGUUAACAACCCCAUCAAAAGCAGCCAUGCCUCGCCGUAGCUCCGGAGGAAGAUCUGCUUCUAGGCCUGCUCCUCGUUCUGCACCAGCUCGCAGUGCACCACCACCACAACCAGUUAGCCAUGCUCCUCCUCCAGCUCCAGCCCAGAGUAGUGGCGGCGGAUCAUUGCUUGGAGGCAUUGGUUCAACCAUAGCUCAGGGCAUGGCUUUUGGUACUGGAAGCGCUGUGGCACACAGAGCUGUGGAUGCUGUAAUGGGUCCUCGUACAAUUCAACAUGAAACUGUUGUUUCCGAGGCUGCCGCUGCUGCCCCAGCACCUGCUGCAGGGGGUGCCGAUGCAUGCAGUAUUCACUCAAAGGCAUUCCAAGAUUGCGUGAACAGCUUUGGAAGUGACAUUAGCAAGUGCCAAUUCUACAUGGACAUGUUGUCUGAGUGCAGGAAGAACUCUAUGUUGAGUGCCUAAGUGCUACCUCCAUUCUUUGCCAUGGAAUUGGAGUUUCAGCUUGAACUGUCGUUUUGUUUUUAACUUUAUGCUUAUAAUGAUGAUAAGCUGUAUCCAUCUGAGGUCUAUGGCCUACUUGCCAUUAAUAAUAUUUGUGCGAAACUGUGAACAUUGACCUUUAAACGUUAUGGGCUUAUUUAGAAAAACAAAUUAUCAUUUUCAACAUUUUAAAACUUUAUAAGAUUAAAUUGUUUAUCUUGAA